AUGCCCGAUCCUCUGAGUGUAACUGCCUCUAUAGCCGGCAUCAUCACUACGACCGUUCAAGGCGUUGCACUAUUAUGCAAUACGAUUGACAACAUCCGAAACGCCCCAGAGGCUAUGGAUAAAAUUAGACUAGAGCUUGCGCACCUCAAACCUUCGCUGAUAAAAUUGGAAUCUGCCGUCAAAGAAAACCGGCCUGGGCUCUUUCUCCGCGACGAGACUCAAGGUGCCUUGAUUAGCUGCCACGAAGCUUGCAUUGAGUUCAACGCGUCUCUUUUACACUGGAUGAGAAAUUCUAGCGAUGGGAAAAGAUCAUUCCUUGAUAAUUUCAAGAUCGGGGUCUUUCGACAAGCUCGCAUUGAGACGCUCAGGCAGCAGCUCAAUGGAGGGAUUAAAGUUCUCUCAUUAAUCCUCGAUACUGCCAACUUUCUUACCGUUUCUCGGCAGCCGUUGAUGACCAAAGAAUUGGGGGAUCAGAUGCUGCAAAGCUUUGAGACAAUCCUCACUCAGAAAUUUGCCGAAGCUCGAGAAGAAAGGAAGGCAAUUAUUAAGUAUGAAGGCAAGACUCUCCAGUCAGACGAGACUGAAGAAAAAGAGGCGUUUCUUCGUGACACUGCGCGGCAAAGGAACGUGAUCGAUGCAUUGGAACGGGCUUCACAAGAGGCACUGAAGAAGGUUGUAUUUGAACGGACUGGACAAAAAAUUCAUAAUGUGAAGGUCACCGCCAGUAGCGUCACCCUUACGGAUUUUGUCAAUGUUGAGAAAAAGGAAACGAUGAUCGAGCAAGACAUCUUGAACGUUGCUGCGAGCAAGUACAGCAUUGCUGUUGCUGGGGUUGUCAACAAUGUUGAUAUCGCCUCUCUCUACUCUCAGAUGCGCAAGGUUGAUGAAUAA
This is a messenger RNA of Fusarium tjaetaba, 891 nucleotides long. RefSeq names its product nacht and ankyrin domain protein. The transcript has 2 exons. The coding region runs from base 1 to 891 and encodes 296 amino acids. Lineage: Eukaryota; Fungi; Ascomycota; Sordariomycetes; Hypocreales; Nectriaceae. The record is from RefSeq and is a predicted model, not a curated record.